AUGGCAGUAGCAGUAGUGGAUGAGACUGUAGAACACAAAGUCGUCUCUGAGUCGACUUAUGCUGCUAGACGUCUGAAAAUAGACGUUCGUAUGUUGACUUUAGACAACUUAGAGACGUCUCCAAGUCAUACAAUGUCCCACUUUGAAGACGACUAUCCAGGAUCCGAGUUGUCAUUUGUCACAGAGGAAUUAGUAAAAUUUUUAAGAUUACCUCGAAAAUCUGCAACGAUUCCGUUACUUGGCAUUGGCGGAACUUAUUCAGGACGCACUAAAGGCUCUGUUUAUAUUGAACUUCACUCUUCUAUUAAUGAUUCCGAUAGUUACACUUUACACGCAUACAUUCUCCCACGAUUGACCUUUCAGAUACCAUCAUAUGAAGUAAAUAGCGAUUCUUGGUCGCACCUUAAUAACUUACAAUUUGCAGAUCCUAAUUUUGGUAAACCCGGACCAAUUCACGUCAUUAUAGGUGCAGAUUGUUAUGGCCAGAUUAUUAAACUUGGAAUAAUUAAAAAUGAUUCAUCCUCACUCAUUGCUCAAUUAACUCUUUUCGGAUGGGUGGUUUCCGGACCGGUUGCUGUUAAUUCUCAUGAUAACGAAAGUCGCAUUUAUCAUUGCAGCAUUGAUCGUGACUUACAAGAUCUUUUGACUUAUUUCUGGAAACAAGAAGAAGUCUCAAAUACAAUCACAGAACCUUUAAGUCCUGCUGAUGCUGAUUGCGAACAGUAUUUUCUUUCUUCUCAUUCACGAGAUCAAAGCGGACGAUAUAUAGUUCGGCUUCCACUUAAGGCCCCAGCGACUCUUUUGGGAGACUCAUCUUCCACAGCACUUCAAUGCUUACAUCGACUUCGUAAAAGGUUUGAAACCCAACCUUCCUUUUGCGAAUUAUACACAAAUUUCUUACAGCAAUAUCAAUCGCUAGGCCAUAUGGUUCCAGUUUCAGAACCCGAAGUUAACAAUUCUUCUAUUUUUUAUUUACCCCAUCAUGGUGUAUUCCGCGAAAGUAGCCGGACAACCAAGCUACGAGUUGUAUUUAACGGUUCGAGUCCUUCAAAAGGUGGCGUGCCAUUAAAUGACAUUUUGCAUGCUGGAGCCAAAUUACAAACAAAUAUCUUUGAUGUUUUACUCUGGUUCAGAUCACAUCGAUUUGUCUUUUCAUCUGAUAUAACUAAAAUGUAUCGUCAGAUAUUAGUUCAUCCAAGCGAUCGAAAUUUACAACGCAUUUUUUGGUACGAUUCAAAUGGACAAAUAUGUCCAUAUCAGUUAACCACAGUAACUUAUGGGCUAAAUUGUGCUCGCUUUCUCGCUCUCCGUGUACUUCAACAGCUCAUUACAGAUGAAGGACAUCGAUUUCCCAAAGCGAUAUCAUCGUUAACAAAAGGGAGAUAUGUCGAUGACAUUUUUGGUGGUGCGGAAUCCAUAGAAGAAGCCCAAGAAAUAAUAUCCCAAGUAUGUCAACUUUGCAUGGCGGACAAACUUCCUUUGCAAAAAUGGAGUAGCAAUUCUCAAAUUUUGUUAAAUUAUUUAUCGCUUUCGCCGACUGACAACACGCCUACUGUGGAGCUAGAUUCAUCCCGUAUUAAGGUAUUAGGUCUUUGUUGGCAACCACAAACUGACGUAUUCAAAUUUAUUUCAGUACCGUCUUCAAGUCAAGUUUUGACAAAGAGAAUAGUCUUAUCAGAAAUAGCGCAAAUAUACGAUCCGUUAGAAUUUCAAAAUCAAUGGGCUAGUUUUAAGAAGCAAUUAUUAGCGUUAAGUAACUUAAACAUUCCUCGUUGGCUUUAUAUAACCUCAACUGCGCAUUCCAUCGAAUUGCAUGGAUUUUCUGAUGCCUCUCAACUCGCGAUAGCGGCUGUAGUUUACAUUAGAACUGAAACGCAGGAACGCGGAGUUCAAGUUAAUAUUAUCUGUGCAAAAACUAAGGUAGCGCCAUUAAAGAAACUUACCAUACCUAGACUCGAAUUAAACGCUGCACUAAUGUUAUCACGUCUUGUAUAUAAUGUACAGAAUGUGUUAGAUUUGAAAGAAAGACAAAUUUUCCUUUGGACGGACUCAUCCGUCGCCCUUACAUGGAUUUCGUCCCAUCCAGCAAAAUGGAAGGAUUACGUACGCAACAGAGUUGUCGCCAUACAAGAAAUUCUACCCUCUGCCUCAUGGCGUUUCGUUCCUGGUAAAGACAAUCCUGCUGAUUGUGCAUCAAGGGGAUUGAGCGUACACGAAAUCGAGCAUCAUUCUUUAUGGUGGCUCGGGCCAUCUUGGUUAAAUAAAGCGCCUGUCCAUUGGCUUAAUUGGAGUCCUAUUUCCCCAACCAAUACCGAUCUGGAGAAAAGCACGAAGCACGCGCUAGCAACGGUACAAGACAUCCAGAUGCCCCCUUGGGAACUCUUAACAAAAUUCUCUUGCUUAUCAAAACUCAUCCAAGUUACCGCUACUUGCAAACGCGCCGUUAAACGUUUUCGAAGAUUAUCAAUAGAGUCGACUACCGGACACCUUACCCCAACCGAGCUUCAAGAGAGUAGUCAGUUCUGGAUACGUCAAGUUCAACAAUCCUAUUUUUUACAUGAUCUCAAAAUUAUAGCGAGAGGAGGACGAUUGUCCAAGUCAAACCCUCUAAUAAAACUAACUCCAUUUUUAGACGAUACUGGCCUUAUGAGAGUGGGCGGACGGCUUCAACAUGCGAAUCUGGAUCCAGAUGUUAAACACCCGCUUAUCCUACCCAAACAUUAUCAUCUCAUAACCCUAAUAAUCGCUGACGCUCACUUGCAAACAUUACAUGGCGGAACUCAAGUGACACUAGCUUACACUCGUCAGAAGUACUGGAUCAUAGGUGGACGAACUCCAGUCCGAUCUUACAUUUUGAAAUGUGUAAAAUGUGCUAGAUAUCGCCAAAAUCGAGCCCAGCAAUUAAUGGGUCAGCUUCCGGAAUCCAGAGUUACUCCAUCCCGCCCCUUCUUAAAUUCCGGAGUUGACUAUGCAGGACCUAUAAUGAUCAAGACAUGGCGAGAACGGGCGGCGAAAACUUAUAAAGGAUAUUUGGCGAUCUUUGUCUGUUUUUCUACUUCUGCCGUACACAUAGAAGUCGUCACCGACUACACUACCGAAGCCUUUAUUUCAGCGAACAAGAGAUUCACAGCUCGUCGUGGUAUUUGUGCGACGCUACAUAGCGACUGCGGCACUAAUCUAAUUGGUGCUGAUAACGAACUAAGACGACGUUUUGAUGCAGCUUCAAAGGAGUUAAAAGAAUUAGCGACAAUACUUGCCAAUCAUGGAACUGAUUGGCGCUUCAAUCCUCCGACCUCAUUUUGGAGGAAAGUGGGAAGCGGCAUCCUUAACUCUAGACCUCUUUGCCCGUUGUCGGAAGACAUAGACGAUUAUGUAGCCUUAACCCCAGGACAUUUUAUUUUAGGAGAAGCUUCAACCGUUAUCCCGGAGCCUAAUCUUAUUAAUCAGCCAAGUUCUCGUCUCACUAGAUGGCAACUCAUUCGGCAAAAGGUAGAACAUUUCUGGAAGCGAUGGACAACUGAAUGCCUUCAACGUUACCAAGCCAUAUCAAAAUGGCAUCAUCCAUCUUUGGAAAUUAAAAGGGGAUCCUUGGUUCUCGUCGUUGACGAACGAUAUCCACCAGCAAAAUGGCCGUUAGCGCGAAUUCGUCAACUGAUUCCUGGUAAGGAUGGUUUAACGAGAGUCGUCAUAGUACGAACGGCCACUGCAACCUUCAAGCGACCUGUUACCAAAAUUUGCGUUCUAUCCAUCAAUCAAGCUGAAGGAAUAUUCGAGAACUCCGUUCCCGAAGGCGGGCGGAAUGUUCGGGCAAAUAAAAAGUAA
Messenger RNA from Cyphomyrmex costatus, 3822 nucleotides. RefSeq lists its product as uncharacterized. Lineage: Eukaryota; Metazoa; Arthropoda; Insecta; Hymenoptera; Formicidae. The transcript has 5 exons. The record is from RefSeq and is a predicted model, not a curated record. The coding region runs from base 1 to 3822 and encodes 1273 amino acids. Gene Ontology annotation, molecular function: nucleic acid binding.